Triticum dicoccoides is the source of this 1772-nucleotide messenger RNA. Its product is annotated as pentatricopeptide repeat-containing protein At4g25270, chloroplastic-like. Gene Ontology annotation, biological process: RNA modification. NCBI's taxonomy places the organism in Eukaryota, Viridiplantae, Streptophyta, Magnoliopsida, Poales, Poaceae. The coding region runs from base 2 to 1507 and encodes 501 amino acids. The record is from RefSeq and is a predicted model, not a curated record. Gene Ontology annotation, molecular function: RNA binding; protein binding. The transcript has a single exon.
AAUGGCGCUGACCGCAGCUGUCACCCACGCCUCGCGCGCGCUCCCGCGGCGGCGCCACCGCCGCGCUCCGGCUCCCUCCACCCGCCUCGCCCCUCCCCUCUCCACGCCGACACCGCCGCCGACACGUCCGGCGACCCUCGACCGCGUGUUCUCCGACCUGGAGGCCCAGCCGCGCCUCCUCACGCCGUCCCUCCUCGCCCCGCUCCUCGCCGCGCUCCCGCUCCACCCGUCCCCGCGCCGCCGCCUCGCGGCCCUCCGCGGCCUCCUGCCCGUCUCCCUCCUCCGCCGCCACCCGGACCUCGCGCUCCGCCUCCUCCACAUCCACGCCUCCCUCGGCCUCCUCGCCUACGCGCACCACAUCUUCGACCACCUCCUUCCCGCGCGCACCCGCCGGGACCGCGCGUUCCCGUGGAACUGCCUCGUCGCCGGCUACGCACACGUCGGCCGCUACGACGAUGCGCUUGCCCUCUACCUCCAGAUGGACGAGGAGGGCGCCCCGCGCGACGGGUUCACCUUCGAGAGCGCGCUCCGGGCCUGCGCAGGCGCCCGGUCCGCCGAGCUCGGUCGGGCCGUGCACCGCGACGCCGUGAGCGCCGGCCUCGCUGCCGACGUCUCCGUGUGCGACGCCCUCGUGGAGAUGUACGCCCAGUGCGGCGACCUGGAGAUGGCGUGCCAGGUGUUUGACGCAAUGCCGGAGAGGGACGCCGUCUCGUGGAACGUCAUGCUCGCUGGCUUGCUGGGGCACGGUGGCCUCUCUCCUCAGGCAACGGAGGUCUGGAGAAGGAUGCUCGGAGAAGGGCACAAGCCCGACUCGGUCGUGCUGUCGAAGAUGCUCUGCCAUCACCCUGAUGAUGGCAAACAGGGACUGGAGGUUCAUGCCUGGGUGAUUCGCCAUGAGCUUGAGAUAGAGUUGCCAGUGGCAAAUGCUCUGAUUGGAAUGUACGCCAGAAAGAAACAGCUAGGACAUGCUCUUUCCAUUUUCGAGUCGAUGCCCGCGAGGGAUCUGGCGUCAUGGAAUGCUAUAAUCUCUGCACACAGCCAACAUUUCGGCGUUCUCAUGAUGUUCUGCCGCAUGGUUGACUCCGGACUGCAGCCGAACGAGGCCACCUUCGUCGCGGUGCUGUCCGCGUGCGACAAUCUAGGGUUGGUGGAGGGCGGCAUGAGGCUGUUCUCUGAGAUGGAGAACAAGUACAGGAUUCAGCAUACUGUACAGCACUGUACCUCUGUGGUCAACAUGCUAGGCAAAGCUGGGAUGGUGGAUGAGGCUUAUGAGUUCAUGUCGAAGCGGCCGCGUCUCGGCAGCGAGCCAACAGUCUUGAGGGCGCUGCUUCAUGCUAGUUCAGUACAUGGCAACAUAAGGAUAGGCGAAAUUGCCGCCAAGAAGUUAUUCGACCUGGAGCCUGACAAUGCGCAUCAUUUCGUCACACUGAUGAAAAUGUAUGACAACACGGGUAGGUUGGAGGAGCUCGAGAAGGUGAAGAAAACGAUGAGGGAUAAAGGGCUUUAACGUUGACCUGUUGGGUCACCACUAAUCUCAACUUCUGUAGAAAGCCCCGGCAUCUUCAUUGCUGCCAUGUGGUGGUGAUUUCUUACCAGUCUGCCAAGCUCCGGCAUCUUCUGUAUUAACAUACAUUAAGAUUCAAAUGUUUUUAUAGCAAAGUAUCAGCAGGACAGGGAUUCUGAUGUUUAUACCAGUAUCAAACAGAGCAUGUUUCAUGGCGCACAGUGUACAGUAUUUAUUUUGUCUGGAAAAUAGAAACUCUUCGAUUUCA